AUGGCCACAUUAGAAGAUCUAGAGAACAAUCCGGAUUUACAGAUCGAUGACGAGAUUUUGAAUUCCUCAACUACGGACAUCAAAAAUAGAACAAAGUUGCUAGAUAACGAGAUUAGGAUAUUCAAAUCAGAGUAUCUAAGGCUACAGCAUGAUAAGACUGUGAGUAUGCAGAAGAUCAAGGACAACAAGGAGAAAAUCAAGAACAACAAGCAAUUGCCGUAUUUGGUGGGCAAUGUUGUAGAGUUGCUUGAUUUGGAUGCCGAGGAAAACGCCACCAAUGAAGGUGCCAAUGUUGACCUUGAUUCCACCAGAGUGGGCAAGUCUGCUGUUAUCAAGACUUCCACGAGACAGACGGUGUUUUUACCUUUGAUUGGGUUGGUUGAACCUGAGAAGCUUAAACCGGGGGACUUGAUUGGUGUCAACAAGGACUCCUACUUGAUUCUUGACACGCUACCUUCCGAAUACGAUUCGAGAGUGAAGGCCAUGGAGGUUGACGAAAAGCCUACCGAGUCAUAUGCCGAUAUUGGUGGGCUUGAUAAGCAGGUGGAAGAAUUGGUGGAAGCAGUGGUGUUACCAAUGCAACAAGCUGAAAAAUUCAAAAAUUUGGGUAUUAAGCCUCCAAAGGGUGCCUUAAUGUAUGGGCCUCCUGGUACUGGUAAGACUUUAUUAGCAAGAGCAUGUGCUGCACAAUCAAAUGCUACUUUCUUAAAAUUGGCGGCUCCUCAAUUGGUGCAGAUGUUUAUUGGUGAUGGUGCAAAGUUGGUUCGUGAUGCUUUUGAAUUGGCAAAGGAAAAAGCUCCAACCAUUAUAUUUAUUGAUGAAUUGGAUGCAAUUGGUACCAAGAGAUUUGAUUCGGAUAAAUCUGGUGAUAGAGAAGUGCAAAGAACAAUGUUGGAGUUGUUGAACCAAUUGGACGGGUUUGGAUCGGAUGAUAGAGUUAAAGUUUUGGCGGCAACAAACAGAGUCGAUGUUCUAGAUCCUGCUCUAUUAAGAUCGGGUAGAUUGGAUAGGAAAAUUGAAUUCCCAUUGCCUGCUGAAGAGUCUCGAGCUCAAAUUUUACAAAUCCAUGCAAGGAAAAUGACGGUUGAUUCCAGUGUGAAUUGGAAAGAACUUGCUAGAUCUACAGACGAAUUCAAUGGUGCACAAUUGAAGGCCGUUACAGUUGAAGCGGGUAUGAUUGCUUUAAGGAAUGGACAGUCUGUCGUAAAGCAUGAGGAUUUUGUAGAAGGUAUUGGCGAAGUCCAAGCUAGAAAGACAAAGUCGGUCUCAUUUUAUGCUUGA
Pichia kudriavzevii is the source of this 1281-nucleotide messenger RNA. RefSeq lists its product as uncharacterized. NCBI's taxonomy places the organism in Eukaryota, Fungi, Ascomycota, Pichiomycetes, Pichiales, Pichiaceae. Gene Ontology annotation, molecular function: ATP binding; proteasome-activating activity; ATP hydrolysis activity. The coding region runs from base 1 to 1281 and encodes 426 amino acids. Gene Ontology annotation, cellular component: proteasome regulatory particle, base subcomplex. The transcript has a single exon. Gene Ontology annotation, biological process: proteasome-mediated ubiquitin-dependent protein catabolic process. The record is from RefSeq and is a predicted model, not a curated record.